AUGAGGUCAGUGGAGCUCUUCAUAGAUGGGGUUCUUGCUCCUUACAUAACGUACUCCCUUAUUAGUCGUCAUUACAACCCCGUCUCAUCGUUGUGCACGUCCCUCAUAGCAUGGUGCAUCGACGCACCGGCCUCUGCCGUGCUGCCCUUGGUGCGUGGCUUCACAAACCCUCCGAGGUGCAAUCUGUUCAUCGAGAGCCGCCACAUGAGGGACGGCGACGGCGGGGUUGGGAGCGUGCGUGACAUUGCGGAGAUCUUGGGAUUGCCGGUCUUGAUGAGCGUGCGGAGAUUGGAGGUCCUCGACGACAACGAGAGAAUGAAGAAGAAAGGAAGGUCGGGACUUUGUAUUUGGGAGUCUUAUGUUUUGCAAAUCCACGAAGGAAACACUGGUGAAGAUACCAAGUCGUUCGCUCACUCUAUAUUGAAGCGGAACUUGCGAAAGCUUGAUGAAAGAGUUACGGCUUCUUGGAAUAAAGAGAGAAUGGAGGAGAACAGGCAUGAUGGUGAUGAGAAGCGUAGAUGA
Eucalyptus grandis is the source of this 522-nucleotide messenger RNA. RefSeq names its product abscisic acid receptor PYL2-like. The record is from RefSeq and is a predicted model, not a curated record. The transcript has 2 exons. NCBI's taxonomy places the organism in Eukaryota, Viridiplantae, Streptophyta, Magnoliopsida, Myrtales, Myrtaceae. The coding region runs from base 1 to 522 and encodes 173 amino acids.